AUGACCAUCAUAUCGCUACACAAUCCGCCUCAAACUACAGGGCGAAAGGGCAACAGCACCUGGGAUGACGACGAAGAACACGGCUUGAUGAGUGGUCUAGGAGCCUUAAGCUCCAUCCUGCGGUUAUACUCUCGUGGACCAGAAACGGAAGCUCGAAUUUAUCCCAAUAAACGUUCACGACGCAAUGAUCGAAGAAAAAAGAGCAUACAAUCUGGUGCUCAAAAGACUGAUCGAAGCGAAACAGGUGCCGAGCAUACAGCAGAUGACACCGAAGACGACCGGGCGAGCACAUCUAGCAGACUUCGAUCCAGGAUGCGUCGUAGGAGGCGAAAGUCGGUCACAGUUCAGGUUGCCAGCGUACUCGAGAGACAAGCUUACAUCCUCAAAUUAUCCAAAGCACUUCUUCGAUUUGGCUCACCCGGACAUAGGCUCGUCACUCAGCUUGAAACGGCUGCUGCUGCGCUUGAUCUCAGAGCAGGCUUUUACAAUAUGCCAACAUUGAUCUUUGUCACAUUUGGUGAUCAUGGCACACAUACGUCUGAGAUUCAUUUCGUUAAGGCUACUGGAGGACUCGAUUUGGGAAGGUUGCCUCGUUGCGCUGAAAUUUACAAGCAGGUCAACUAUUCUCAGAUCGACGUCAAGGAAGGUAUCAAACAGCUCAAUAAUCUCCUCAACGAGCAGCCUCCUUGGAAUAUUCGAGACAGGAUCAUCUUUGCAUCGUUGCAAUCAUGUCUCUUGUGUAUCAUGGCCUUCAACGGUAGCAUUGCGGACGCUGCGAUCUGUCUUAUUUAUGGGGCCUUCUUUGGAUAUAUGGCUCUUCAUGUGCACAAGUCCGCUACCGACAUGUACACUAACAUUUUCGAGAUAUCAAUGGCAACAAUUUUCUCAUUUCUGAGUCGUGCAUUGGCCUCCACCGAUAGGUUCUGCUAUCAGAGUCUCACGAGUGCUGGUCUUGUAGUAUCAGGUGCUUUGGAACUCGCGUCCAAGAAUAUGAUCAACGGUUCAGUGAAAUUGGUAUAUGCAGUCAUAUACAGCCUCUUUUUGGGGUUCGGUACGGUCAUUGGUUCCGAUAUGUUUUUACUUCUUGUUCCCAGCGCAAGAUCUGACUUGAAUCAGGUAGUUGCCAACACCCAAGGCCGUUUGACUGUCACUGGAAUCUUUACCUCGACUGUUGCCAAUAUGGCCGGUGAUCUAACCGGUUUAUUCACAGUCGCCAAUACGACUAUUGUCGGCGCUGCUACAUCCGUUAGCUCGCUCGAGAAAGGUUCAAUCACGUGCUUCAGACGCCCUGAAGAUCCAUGGUGGACUCAAUCUGCGCUUUUCACGCCCUACAUUCUAAUUGGAAUAGUACCUGCCUUCGCCUUCCUUCAGUCUGUUGCAAAUGGACAGCCUCUCAGAGAUCGGCAAAUAAUAGCGCAAGUUGUUAUAUCCUCUUGUGGGUUUCUUGCAAACUACUCGGCCAAUAAAUUCAUUUUCGCCGAUACAGACGUCGUAUCCUUCGCAGGUUCAUUUGCUGUGGCAACAAUGGGAAAUCUUUACGCGAGGUUUUUUCACAAGAUCGCGUACACGAGUAUGGCCACUGGUGUGAUGUUCCUACUUCCUGGAGGAUUGGCUGCAGCCGGUGGUCUUUCCAUGACCUAUAUGGAGGGUCAAAAUGACAAUUAUGCCGGGAUUAGUCUGGCUCUGCGCAUGAUCGAUGUUGCAAUUGGGAUCACCGUGGGAUUGUACACCUCCACUUUCCUCAUCAAUGCCAUAGGAGUAAAGGGUAGUGGUGCUUUCUCGUGGUGA
This is a messenger RNA of Melampsora larici-populina 98AG31, 1788 nucleotides long. RefSeq lists its product as uncharacterized. The transcript has 12 exons. Gene Ontology annotation, molecular function: transmembrane transporter activity. Lineage: Eukaryota; Fungi; Basidiomycota; Pucciniomycetes; Pucciniales; Melampsoraceae. Bases 1 to 1788 code for a protein of 595 amino acids. The record is from RefSeq and is a predicted model, not a curated record. Gene Ontology annotation, biological process: transmembrane transport.